UAAUGUAUUUUGCUAUCAUUUGAAUAAUGAAUGUAGUUUCAAGCUGUCACACAACAAACAAGUGCUGCUCUGAAAAUUCGGUUUGAAUAGGGUGGUCCGAUUUCGAACAUUCUUGAAAAUUUAAUGAUGUUCCGACCAAAUCCCGUAAUUCAAAGUCCUGACAGGACAGGUUUCAAUUGCGCGGCUUGCGAUCGUCCGGAUAAUGAGGAAUCGCAAAUGGUAUUUUGUGACCACUGCCAGCGGUGGUAUCACUUCGGCUGUGUUGGCGUGACAGCUGAUGUCAAGGACGUUUCGUGGUGCUGUCAGAAGUGCGUCGGAAGUGCAAGUGAAGGUGUUGUUCCUGCUGAUGUGCAAGAGGGGCUGAAAGAGCUCGAAGCGGAGAAGGCGAAGCAGAAGCGGGAAAUGGAGAAAGAGAAGAUUUUGCACCGGAAACGUCUGGAGAUGAAGCAGGAGCUGUUCGAGAUGCGCCAGCAGCUGGAGAAAGAGAAGCGGGAGAUGGAACUCGAGUUCGAACAGGCGCAAAUGGCGAAGAAGCUCGCGGAAGAAGAAGCCCAUCAGAGGAAACUCGACCAAAUGCGGACGAAGAUGGAGGAGAAGCUGAAGCAGUUAAAGCUGAAGCGGAAUUCAGGAGCGGCCGAUGGUGAAAAGGAGCUGGAGCAAGCUGUCGGAGGCGGUGAAGUGGGAAGCUCGAAAAGCGGAACAAAGAAGAAGACGGAAUCGGAGCAGACGAAGCCGGGGAAAGGACUCGAGAAGGAAAAGUCGAGGAAUGGAAAGCCUGGAAUAGCGGAUGCGACGGUAGCGGACUUCGAAGAUCCGAGAGGAGCGUACCACAAACACUCGACUCCGAAAGUUUGUCGCAAACUGACACUGAAGCCGGUUGGAGGACCAUCGAGUCUGCCGGAGAGUUUUUUGAUCGGGCGCGGCGAAGAUUAUUGAGUCGGAAAGCGCGAGUUCCGAAGAAGAAGAAGAGUCCGCUGAAGAGGUGGAAAGCUGCGAAGAAGAAGAAGAAGAUAGUUCCAGCGAGGAAGAGGAGAGCUCCGCAGAGGAGGAAGAAUGCAGCGAAGAAAGUUCGGAAAGUUCCGAAGAAGAGAAACAGGAAGAGAAGCCUCGUCGGAAAAGCGGAAAAGAGAAGGAUGGGCGGAAGAAU
This is a messenger RNA of Aedes albopictus (Asian tiger mosquito), 1147 nucleotides long. RefSeq lists its product as uncharacterized. The coding region runs from base 124 to 936 and encodes 270 amino acids. NCBI's taxonomy places the organism in Eukaryota, Metazoa, Arthropoda, Insecta, Diptera, Culicidae. The transcript has a single exon. The record is from RefSeq and is a predicted model, not a curated record.